AUGGUUCAUUUUGUGGCAUGGCUGACACUCCUCUUAUACGUGGUGGCGACAUCUGUUGGUCAGAUUUCAUACCACAACCUGAUGCCGCCGCACAGUUACAUCGACGAAGACUUCCCACAACACUUCCCAAUAAUUCGAAGACAAAUGGACUUCGGCCCAAGCUCCAGCUUCAUCGACAUGCUUAUGCUCGGGCUUGCCGGCAUACCUGUCGCCAGAGCACUGGGGAUGUUACUAAAUCGCAACAAACCUCUCGCCAAAAAUUUCGACGACGGAAGAGUGCUGCACAACAGGAAUAGAAACAAGAGGGACCUUGCCUAUGCCCAACAACUGCUCGAUCUCCUGAUAUCUGUGGAAGAGUCCUUGGAGAGGUUUGGUGUCAUUGAACCGCAAUGUCAGCUCAGAGCUACUUGCGAGAUAUACAGAAGGAGCUCCAACGCCAUAGUUGUUGAAUAUCAAGAACACAAUUUCAUUAAACUUGUCGAGCAAAUGCGGAGAGAAAUUCAAAAUCCUCGAGUAGUUCCAUUGGCAAAAUAUGUGUUUGAAUAUUACGAAGAAGCAGCAAUUCGUGGUGAACAACAGAAAAACUGUAAAGAACUGUACUCGAAAUGUACAUACGCAACUGUAGUGAAACGUACUAAAGGCCGAAGGCCUCAAGGUUGA
Messenger RNA from Uloborus diversus, 660 nucleotides. RefSeq lists its product as uncharacterized. NCBI's taxonomy places the organism in Eukaryota, Metazoa, Arthropoda, Arachnida, Araneae, Uloboridae. The transcript has 2 exons. The coding region runs from base 1 to 660 and encodes 219 amino acids. The record is from RefSeq and is a predicted model, not a curated record.